AUGGGCCUGAUCUGGCUUCUGCUGCUCAGCUUGCUGGAACCCGGCUGGCCCGCGACGGGGCCCGGGACGCGGCUGCGGCGCGAUGCAGGCGGCCGUGGCGGCGUCUACGAGCACCUCGGCGGGGCGCCCCGGCGCCGCAAGCUCUACUGCGCCACCAAGUACCACCUCCAGCUGCACCCGAGCGGCCGCGUGAACGGCAGCCUGGAGAACAGCGCCUACAGCAUCCUGGAGAUUACUGCGGUGGAAGUGGGCGUGGUGGCCAUCAAAGGGCUCUUCUCUGGGCGGUACCUGGCCAUGAACAAGAGAGGACGGCUGUACGCUUCGGAGCACUACAACGCAGAGUGCGAGUUCGUGGAGCGGAUCCAUGAGCUGGGCUACAAUACGUAUGCCUCCCGCCUGUAUCGCACAAGGCCCAGCGGGCCGGGGGCUCGGCGGCAACCUGGUGCCCAGAGACCUUGGUACGUGUCUGUGAAUGGCAAGGGUCGGCCACGCAGGGGCUUCAAGACCCGCCGCACACAGAAGUCCUCCCUCUUCCUGCCCCGAGUGCUGGGCCACAAGGACCAUGAGAUGGUGCGGCUGCUUCAGAGCAGCCAGCCACGAGCCCCAGGAGAGGGCAGCCAGCCCAGACAACGGCGGCAGAAGAAGCAGAGCCCAGGAGACCAUGGCAAGACGGAACCCUUGUCUCCUAGGGCCACUCCAGGCACCCAUCGGGAGACAGGCGAACUGGCUGUGGCCUGAGUGGUCACCCUAAGAACUCUCUGAGGUCAACCCCCACAGGCACCCAGGAUCAUCCUCUUGGAGGCCUGAUCUCCCCACCCUUGUCAUGGGUUGGCUGCUUGGGGGACCAAGAACUUGCUUGUCCUUAGUGACUUUCAAAGAGCAAGUGCCAGCCACUGAGGGGCUUGAGUCAAAGCCCCUGGAGGACUCGAAGUUCAAGAUGUAUGUGGGAUUACAUGGGAGGGAGCUUUUAUUGCAGGGGUGACCCAAAGCCCUGGUGGAGCCCAGCCAAUGGCAGGCAGUCCUGGCAACCUGAGGCAGUGGACAGUGGAAGGGGCUAUGUUUCAAACAUUGAAUGUGUCACCCUGUCUUGCUAUUUAACAGCUGGGAUACAGGCUGAGGACACCUUGAGGCUCCAACGGAGACUUCUGCUGAGGGUGGGGAAGGCAGUGGUCUGCAGG
This is a messenger RNA of Peromyscus californicus insignis, 1178 nucleotides long. It is a transcript of the gene Fgf3, whose product is annotated as fibroblast growth factor 3. Gene Ontology annotation, biological process: regulation of cell migration; positive regulation of gene expression; cell differentiation. The coding region runs from base 1 to 738 and encodes 245 amino acids. The transcript is spliced from 3 exons. Gene Ontology annotation, cellular component: cytoplasm. The record is from RefSeq and is a predicted model, not a curated record. Gene Ontology annotation, molecular function: fibroblast growth factor receptor binding; growth factor activity. NCBI's taxonomy places the organism in Eukaryota, Metazoa, Chordata, Mammalia, Rodentia, Cricetidae.